Messenger RNA from Thunnus maccoyii (southern bluefin tuna), 3874 nucleotides. Its product is annotated as arf-GAP with Rho-GAP domain, ANK repeat and PH domain-containing protein 1. Gene Ontology annotation, molecular function: GTPase activator activity. Lineage: Eukaryota; Metazoa; Chordata; Actinopteri; Scombriformes; Scombridae. The transcript is spliced from 26 exons. The record is from RefSeq and is a predicted model, not a curated record. The coding region runs from base 2 to 3514 and encodes 1170 amino acids. Gene Ontology annotation, biological process: signal transduction.
CAUGACGUCAUCACAUCGAAGUGAGGAGCCGCAGAUGGCUUCUCCUCCUCCUCCGGUCCCCAAGCCUCGAGCUCGCUACAUGAGGAACAGUCUAAGCUCCGCCUCCUCUUUGGACAGAGAUCUGAUUGAUGAGAAUCUACAGACAGUUUCCUCCAAUGGAGUUCAGCUGAGCACAGGUGAAGAUGCUUCUCCUCUCGGCGGCGUCUUCCCGUCUCUGCCCGGCGUCACUAACAUCAUUGCUGCCAACAUCCCGUCUCUGGCUGGUGUUGCCGCCUCCAUCGGUGGCUCCGACCCCCCCGCCGCCCCCUCCGCCCCUCCCUCUAUUGACAGCAUGGCUGACAGCAUCGCUGCCCACAUACCUAGCUUAGCAGGAUCUGUUAGCACUGUUGCCAGCCCAGCUGCUGCUAUGUUAAGCCCCGCCUCCUCCACCUCACCUGUACCUACUGCUAACUCAGCUGCUGCUAGCUUAGACAGUAUCGUUAGCUCGUUAGCCAACAUACCCCUUUUAGCAGGGAUCGUUAGCAGUGUGGCUAACCCUGCUGUUUGCUCCACGACGACCCCGGCCACCCCGUCCGCCCCGCCACCCACAAGUGGUAAAUGCUGCCCCCCGUCUCUGCCGACUCACACAGAUGUUGGAGCACUCUCACAGCUGGUGAUGUCAACUUUAGACCAGACUUCAGAUGUCACAUUACCUCCACUAGAGGAAGCUGCUGAGUCCACAGAGGAAGCUUUAAGCCCAUCUCCAAACACCAACAAAAAAGAGAAUCCUUACAUCACCGUGUUGGCUUGUUGGGCGAGUCAAGAGGAAGCUGACACCGAGUCCUCCAAUGAGGAGGAAGACACAGGAGCAAGCCCCGCCCCCUCUAGAGCUGAAGGACAAAUAGAACGAGAUCCUACUUCCAACCCAUCUCCAAAUACCAACAUCACUGUCGAUCUUUCAAAGCGUAUCAUCCCCACUCGACCGGCGCCGCCUCCUCCUUGUCCAGCUGACCAAUCAGGAAAGCCACAAAAACCUCUGAAACAGAAAACCCCAAGAGCGGCGACUAUUCGAGUGUCGAGGAAGAAGGGGAGCGGCGGGAGUUCGGCUCCACAGAGCGCUGUGGUCCGAAGCAGCUGGCUGGACGUCUGGAAAGGCUUCAGACAUAAUGUUUUAUGGGCAACGUUGGACGGACAACUGAUGUCACUGUGGAAGAAACGAACAGACCAUUUCAGUGAGUUGGUGUUUCAUGUCUCCAGUAUCACAAACGUGAAGAAACAAGAUAAACGAAGAUUCUCAGUUUACUUCAAGAAGAAACAUUAUGACUUCAUGGCUCACAGUGAUGAGGUUCACGACGGUUGGGUUACGUCUCUGCUGGCAUGUCGAGGCCAGCCAAGCCCCGCCCCCCCAGAUCUGCACGGACCAAUCACCAUCAAGGACCCACGGAGCCGUGCCUAUGCUGCCGUCUGGGGUCACAACCUCUGGAUUUACCCCAGCAAGGAGGGCUUCACGCUGGGCAUCGCCUCCUUCUACGUCCCCCUAAACGUGGCCUCCGUUAAACCCGCCGGGAGACACUCAUUCACCCUCAUCACUCCCUACAGGAGCUUCAGCCUGUCUGUUGAUUCGUCGAAGGAUCUGUCCAUGUGGUUGGACGGUCUGUCCUCGUCCAUCAGCAGUGCUCUGUCCUGCAGCCAGGUGGCACUGCGUCUGUGGGAGAACCCCGACAACAAGGUGUGUGGAGACUGCGGUGCUGCCAACCCUGAGUGGGCGUCGGUCAACCUGCUGCUGGUCAUCUGUCAAACCUGUGCAGGUCAGCAUCGAGCUCUGGGCAGCAACCGCUCAAAGGUGCGCAGUCUGAAGAUGGACAACAAGGUGUGGACUGAACCACUCAUACAGCUGUUUGUUGCCUAUGGUAACCGGCUGGCCAAUCAGGUGUGGGCUCCGGUAGUGCCUGCAGUGGAGCAGCUGCGCCCAGAGGCAUCUGAUGAGGAGAGGUCAAAGUUCAUCCAGGAUAAAUACAGCAGGGGGCGAUACAGACGAGUCCACGCUCUGACCUCGUCUCGCUCACUGAUGGACCAGAGGCUGCGUGAAGUCGUGUGUGGAGACAACGUGGAAGAAACGAUGUCUUUGAUCUGCUCAGGAGCAAAGGUGUGUCAGUCAGACCCUCAGAGCCCCUCCCCCAUCCUGCUGGCUGAGAGGGCGGGUCAGGCUCUGCAGACCGAGCUGCUGCGACUCAACGAGUACACAGAGGUCCCGCCUUACCUGCCCCAGUCAGCCAAUAGGAGCACUGACCCCGCCCACUCAGGUGAGGAGGAGGAGGAGCUUCAUGGUAAACUGGAGGAAGAUCGUUUUCUCUUCUCAUUGGAGAACGAGUCGGCAGCGUGCGACGUCCUCGACCUGCGAGAAGUUCUGUCUGUCUUCAUCAAACACGGAGCGGCUCAUCAGUUCGAGAUGGUGACGUUGGGCGAUCGGCUGAUCUGUGCUGCUGAUGAUGAGGAGGUUCUGUUGAGUCACAUGACCCACAUCCUGAAGGUGAUUCUGCCAGGGGGCGUGUCUUAUGCAGAGGUGGGCGGGGCCUCGGCUGUUAGUAAAGUGUGUGUGGUUGAAGUGGGCGGAGCCUCGAGUCAUUGUGACGCCUGGUUGAUACUGUGGGAGGGCGGAGUCAGCAUUCAUCCCGCCCACAAACACACACAGCAGACUUUGAGGAUGGAACUGAGCAUGCUCAGUCGCCACGAAAUGGAUCCAUCUGAAAACACCAUCACCAUGGCAACAGCAGACAGGUGUGUGUCGCUGCGUUUCGAGGAGCAGCACAGCUGUCAAUCCUGGUUCGACCACCUGCAGAGUGCUCUAACCAAUCAGAGCGCAGCACAGUGUCCCUCUGCAGCCAAUCACAGCGCAGCUCAUCAGUCUCUGUAUCCGCUGCUGGACGAGAGGUCGAGAGGUUCAGUACCACCGGCUGUGCAGCGCUGCAUCUCCCACAUCACACAGCACGGUCUGAAGGUGGAGGGCGUGUACCGUCGCUGUGGUCUGGCUACUAAAGUGAACCGAUUGGUAGAGGCUCUGAUGACAUCACCAAGCUCCGCCCCCCUGCAGAGUGACGAACAGGGCGUUUUGGACGCGGCCGCCGCCCUCAAACAAUAUGUCCGCCAGCAGGAGGCGCUGUUCCCCGAGAGAAACAGACAGGAGUGGCUGCAGGCCGCAGUGAUUUCAGAUGAACGCUCCAGGUUUUCAGCCUACCGACGGUUGCUACAGCGACUGCCUGAUGACAACCGAGCUACGCUGAACGCUCUGUUCGGACACUUCUACAUGGUCCAGAUGUUCUCUCAGGUGAAUAAGAUGUCGGCUCAGAAUCUGGCUCUGGUUCUGGUCCCAUCUCUGUUUCAGAGUCUGAACCAGGAUCUGCUGCGUCUCACCAGAGAGUUCAUCAUCCACCACACACUGCUGUUCCUGGUAAGUACACCCAGGGAGAGGAGCAGAUCACUGUCUUCUGAUGAAGAGGAGGAAGAGGAGCAGAUCACAGUCUUUGUUUCCUGGUGAACUGUUGAUGUUUUGGGACAUAAGCUCACUGUUUUACUCAUAAUCAUAAUUUCAUACAUAUUAAAUAAAAGUUUGAUGUUUUUGUAAUCAGCAUAAGAUUAAAUGAAGGUUUUAUUUCCUGUGAUCCUGCGGCGGCGGCGGCGGCGGCGGCGGCGGCGGCGGCAGCACCCCCUACAGGACUGUUUCUGGUGCGAUGUUGGGAUACCUGUGUGGGGGCGGGCACUAGAAUAAUUCAUAAUAUAACUUGUUGAUGUAUGCAGGGUUUCCACAAUAUGUCCCAAAGUUGUUGUGUUGUCAUUUAAAAGAUGUAAAAAUCAUUUAUACAUUUAGUUUGUGUCUCACUGACAGCUGAUGAACUGA